GGCGGUACAGUAUAACAGAAGCAUACAGAUCGGGGACCGACGGUGGAUGGGGAAAGGCAGUAGCCGCAGCAGCAGCAGUCGGACGUACCGACCGAAGGAUGCUCCAGCACCAUGACUUGCUCGGCGUCAGAUAGCGAGAAGAUCGUCAUCAACUGCGGUGGGAUUCGACACGAGACCUACCGGAGCACCCUAAAGACGUUGCCGGGGACGCGCUUGUCUUGGCUGACAGAGCCCGACGCCUACAGCAACUUCGACUACGAUCCCAAGUCCGACGAGUUCUUCUUUGACCGCCACCCGGCCACCUUCGCCUUCAUCCUCAACUACUACCGUACCGGCAAGCUCCACUGCCCCAACGAUGUCUGCGGGCCGCUCUUCGAGGAAGAGCUUGCCUUCUGGGGCAUCGAUGAGACGGACGUGGAGGCGUGCUGCUGGAUGAAUUACCGACAGCACCGUGAUGCAGAAGAAGCCCUGGACAGCUUUGAAACCCCCGAACCGGAUCCACCCGAGGACGACCCUGCACUCACCGGCGGAGCGGAUGGCGACCUGAAACGUCUGUGCAUGCAGGAGGACGGCCGCAGGGCGACAUGGUGGGAGGUGUGGCAGCCCAGGAUGUGGGCGCUGUUUGAGGAUCCCUACUCCUCCAAAUAUGCCCGGUAUGUGGCUUUUGCCUCACUCUUCUUCAUCCUGCUCUCCAUCUCCACAUUCUGCCUGGAGACCCAUGAAGCCUUCAACACCAUCUACAACAAAACAGAGAAUGUCACCGUCGGCAACGUGACACGUGAAGAGAUUGUAUAUGAGGUGGUCACAGACAGCUGGCUCACAUAUGUCGAGGGCGUCUGCGUCAUCUGGUUCACCAUUGAAGUAAUGGCACGCGUCAUCUUCUGUCCUGACAAGGCAGAGUUCUUCCGCAGUGCCCUGAACAUAAUAGACUUUGUGGCAAUUGUGCCCUUUUACCUGGAGGUGGCGCUGAGUGGCCUAUCCUCCAAAACAGCCAAAGACGUUCUGAGCUUCCUGCGUGUUGUACGCUUUGUCCGUAUCCUACGUAUAUUCAAGCUGACCCGCCACUUUGUUGGUUUACGUGUGCUGGGCCACACUCUGCGCGCCAGCACCAAUGAAUUCCUGCUGCUCAUAAUCUUCCUGGCACUAGGUGUCCUCAUCUUUGCUACCAUGAUCUACUAUGCUGAACGUAUUGGUGCUGACCCAGAUGAUCCAACAGCUGCAGCCCACACCAACUUUAAGAACAUCCCCAUCGGCUUCUGGUGGGCUGUGGUGACCAUGACCACGCUGGGAUAUGGGGAUAUGUAUCCUGAAACAUGGUCAGGAAUGCUCGUGGGUGCCCUCUGCGCCUUGGCUGGGGUGCUGACAAUUGCCAUGCCAGUGCCUGUCAUCGUCAAUAACUUUGGCAUGUACUACUCCCUGGCCAUGGCUAAGCAGAAACUCCCCAAGAAGAGGAACAAGCACAUCCCGAGGGCGCCACAGCCAGGCAGCCCAAACUAUUGUAAGCCAGAUGCCCUGGCAAUGGCGACAGCAUCUCCUCACAGGUUGAUGGGAAAUGUGCUCGGGCCUGGCAUGGUGGGAUCUGGCAGCAUGAUGGGUACUGGAGACUGCCCAUUAGCACAGGAGGAGAUCAUUGAGAUCAACAGGGCAGACUCCAAGCAGAACGGUGAUGCAGCAGCUAAUGCUGCGGCUCUGGCCAAUGAGGACUGCCCUACCAUUGACCAGGUCCUGGGAGACGAGCGUAGCCCGGCCACCGGUGGGCUAGGCUCCACCACCAGCCGUGAGCGCUACCCGCACGACCGGGCGUGCUUCCUGCUGAGCGCAGGGGAGUUUCAGCGCACAACAGACGGAAACGUUCGAAAAGGGCUUACCACCAUGACAGGCACCAACCACUUUGCAGCUACAGCUCCUUCCGGCAGCCUCAGCAAUGGAGGUGCAGACUCAAUGUCCCCAACCUCCCUCAGAAUGCUGUUGAAGUUCUGCUGGAGGUAUAGCUCUCUUAACCUGUGCCCAUCUGUAUCUGGUCACCCAUGCUUUCUCAGAUAUGACAAACUGAAGGACUAG
Molecule: messenger RNA, 2061 nt
Organism: Oreochromis aureus
Lineage: Eukaryota; Metazoa; Chordata; Actinopteri; Cichliformes; Cichlidae
Product: potassium voltage-gated channel subfamily C member 1-like
Exons: 6
Coding region: 112-2061 (649 amino acids)
Biological process (GO): protein homooligomerization; potassium ion transmembrane transport
Cellular component (GO): dendrite membrane; axon; voltage-gated potassium channel complex
Molecular function (GO): protein binding; delayed rectifier potassium channel activity
Source: RefSeq, a predicted model, not a curated record